Messenger RNA from Microplitis demolitor, 5121 nucleotides. RefSeq names its product zinc finger protein ztf-16. NCBI's taxonomy places the organism in Eukaryota, Metazoa, Arthropoda, Insecta, Hymenoptera, Braconidae. Gene Ontology annotation, biological process: regulation of transcription by RNA polymerase II. The transcript is spliced from 6 exons. Gene Ontology annotation, molecular function: DNA-binding transcription factor activity; RNA polymerase II cis-regulatory region sequence-specific DNA binding. The record is from RefSeq and is a predicted model, not a curated record. Bases 605 to 2194 code for a protein of 529 amino acids.
UCUAAUUAAAAAAAAAAAAAAGAAAGAAAUACUUUACUUAACCAAAAUUAAAAAUAAAAAAAAAUGUCUGUAAAUUAGUUGAAAAUUUGUUAUUUAAAAAUAAAAUUACGAUAAUUGUUAACAAAAUAUUUGUUAAAAUAAUAAUAAUAAAGAAAAAUAAUAAUAAUUGUUUAAAUAUACGUCACAACUGACGGAUUAAUUUGAAAACUGGGACAAAGUGCAGUGCACUCUGGCAUUGCGUUUUAUUAACCAGGUGUUUCUAUGCUGUAAUCAUAUAUAUAUAUACCUAAAUGUAUAUCUAUAUACAUAGUAUUGGGUAAUAAUUUAACAAUUGCACCUUGCUCUAAUAAAUCAUAAAAAAAUCCCAUACUAUCGCCAUUCUAAAUUCUUAUAAAUUUAUUUUCUUCGCUUUUAUUUUAUUUAUUAAAUAUAAAUAAAUGAAUAUAUAUAUCUAAAUAUACAUAUAUAUAAUAUUGUUAACUAUUAAUUUAACAAAGUAUAAAAUAAAUUGGACAUUUUAAAUCUAGUCACAUGGAUUGGCAAUAAUAAAAAAAAGGGAGCGAUUAGAUGAAGAAAUUUUUUAUGAGGAUUUUUAUGGUGAAUAAUGUCAGAUGGUAUUGAUGGCAACAAUGGGGAAAAUGAGGUUGACUCUCAUUCAUCCUCGGUUAUGAAUGUUGAUAAUGGUGAGGUUGGAUCUAAUCGUGAUGAUGAGCAAUUAGAUGGAGAUAAUGAAGCCCAGUUAAAUACAAAUUAUGACAGCAGUGAUGGAGCUGUACCUGUUUUUAGAUGUGAUAGAUGUGAUAAUUACGAGACAUUAAACAAAGCAGCAUUUUCUGUACAUCAAGAGCAAUGUUUAGCCGGAGGAGAAGGUGUAGAAAGCGUUGAAAGUAUUGAAGUUAAUGAGCAAGAUGCUGAUAAUGAUGAGAGUGGACACUCAAGUGGACACAGAUCUCAUAGAAAAAUGUUUGAAUGCGAUGUAUGUAAUAUGAAGUUUUCAAAUGGCGCUAAUAUGCGUCGUCAUAAGAUGCGCCAUACUGGAGUUAAACCAUACGAGUGUCGAGUUUGUCAAAAGCGUUUUUUUCGUAAAGAUCAUUUAGCAGAACAUUUUACAACACAUUCUAAAACAUUGCCUUACCAUUGUCCAAUAUGUAACCGCGGAUUCCAACGACAAAUUGCUAUGCGUGCACAUUUUCAAAAUGAACAUGUAGGCCAGCAUGAUAUGGUCAAGUCAUGUCCACUUUGUAACUAUCGUGCAGCUACCAUGAAGUGCUUGAGGUUACAUUUUUUUAAUAGACAUGGAAUAGAUUUAGAUAAUCCAGGACCAAAUAGUUCAAGUUCAAUAUUAAAUAGUUGUUCACCAAACGAAGCGAUGCCAUCAGCACCACUGUCUGACAGUGGUGACAGUACUGGUAAUCGUUCUGUUGAUAAUGCAACUCCACCAAUGCAUUUUUUAACACCACAUGUUGAGAUUUCAAUUCCUUAUCCGGAACAAACGAUGACUGGACAACGGAAUUCAAGUCCCGCGCCUUUAAAUGGUGACUGUCCUAAUAGUCCACAGAGUGCUGACAGUAACAGCAAUGCGCCAAGUAGUAGUCAUCAUCAGUUACCACUUCACCGGAUAUAUAAUUAUAGGAGCAUGGUAGAGGAUUCAAUAACCCCCUCAAUCUCAUUGAUACCAAUAAAACAAGAACCAAAUAGCAAUGGGAUGGAUGAAAGUGGAGCGACCUCGAGCAAUCUUCCACUUCCCUCGUUAAUAAAAGUAUCUCCAUUAAAGUCAUUACUCCGGGACGAUUUGCGACGUAAGUUAUCCAACACUUCUAGCAGUCUUAUUACCAAUGCCAGCGUCAACAAUAACAACAACAGCAGUAAUAACAAUAAUAAUAGUAAUAACAAUAAUAACACAAGUAGUAAUAAUAGCGGCAGUAGUAUAAACACAGGGGAAAAUAUAUUAAAUAUAAGUAACAUAAAUAAUCUAUCGCAUCUAAGGGAACCACCGAGUUCAACGAGGCCGGAUCCUCGUACCAGUGGACUCCAAUGCACUUAUUGUCGUAUUACUUUUCCCGAUCAGACCUUAUAUUUUUUACACAAAGGCUGUCACAGCGACAGUAAUCCGUGGAAAUGUAAUAUAUGCGGCGAACAAUGCUGCAAUCUUUAUCAAUUUAAUUCGCAUUUACUGAGUAAAAGUCAUCAAUAGAAAUUGUGCCUUCUUAACCAUUAAUUUAUUAUUAAUAAUUAUAAGAUCAAUAUCUCAGUACUGGAAUUUUUUAUAAACCUCGGGGUUAGAAUACUUCUGCAGGCAUGCGGUGAUUUAAUUGUAAAUACGGUUAAAUUGUACUGUAUGAAUGCAGCACUUUUAUCCCAUUGCUGUCAUAGCUUUGGUCAGUUUAUAUGAAGCUGAAGCUAGCGGCCAUAUUAAGUAGCGGCCACGCAAAAAAUUGCUGGCCGCUACUUAUUAUGGCCCCUAGCUUCAGCUUCAUGUCACUUUCUAAAAAAUUUAAAUUGUUACUUAUCAAUAUUCAAGUUUGGACCUCAAAAAAUUCACUUCCUUUGAUAUUUUAUUCACCGGACGCAGAAUGAUACAAUAUUGGCACUCUAAAUCCUCAGAGUGAAUUAUGAGGUUUAAAUGCAAACUCUUGAUCGGUUUUAAAUUCUAACGAAACUCAAAAUUCUCAAAAAUUAAAUUAUCGUUUUCUGGACUUAGUAAAUUUUCGAGUUGAAAAAAAAACUGAGUACUUACAAAAAUAUAUAUGUCAAAUAAAAAAAAUUCAUUUAUUUAUUAUUAUUAUUAUUCGUUUUUAUAUAUUCCUGGACAAACUAUUAAUAGGUCUCAAAAAAAAUUUUUUUUAAACUUCUUAAAUAAUAUAGAAUACAAUAUCAAACAUUUUGUCCUCAAUAAAUUUUUGUAUUUUGAUUGAAAAAAUGUAUACUAAAUUUUCUUUCGGUUAACUAUUUUCUCAUAGUAACCAUUAUAUUUUUUUGAAUGGAUAUAAAUAAAAAUAAAUAUUCAUUUUCAUUUGUUAUACUUUAUAGAGGUUCCGGUAAUUUUUCUGCAAAUUUGUAAUUAAUUAUUUAUUUUUGGGUCAAUUUUUUUGAGAUUCUCGGUCUAAAGUAUUUAUUUCUCACGAAAAAAUGUGAGGGAACCCACAUAGGUUACGUCAUUUGAAAAAUUGAGGCCUAAAUCUUGAGCAGUAAAUUUUUUUAUAUUAUGAGGAUUUUGAGGUCCCCGGAAAAUUUUUUUUAUACCAGUUUCGCCCUCAAUUAUGUAAAAUUGCCCGUAACUACAACAUUGAGGCCUAAACUGGAAUUACUUUCCACACAGUUCUUAAUCUCGUCCAAUUUGUCCCUCAAAUACCUCACGCAGUAUUUUGAGGUUCUAACUGGAAUUUGUUUUUUGACUCGGGUUAUCGCCGUAAAACGAUCGCAUUAUUUUAAAAAUAAUAUCGUAUUUCAAAAAUUUCCCGCUUGAUUUUCACAAAAUUUUCGGUAAUUUUAUGUCUAGCUUCAUUUAAAAGUGGGCAAUUCGGUUCAAUAAAUGCCGCAGAGUGUAAUUUUUGAUCUUAAAAAUACUUGAAUUUAUUAUUUUCAUGUCCCAGAAAAAUAUCAACUGAGGUUCAAUUACGAUAUUCUCCCGGUAGUAAAACAGUCUAUGAAAUAAAAUAAUUAACCACAUUCUGGUACUGUUAUAUUUAUCUUAAAAUUAUUUAAUAUCAAUGAUGACUUUUGAGAAUUAAUUAAAAAAACGAAUUUAUUUGAAAAAAUUUGUUAUGAACAAAGUGAGAGGUAAAUAUAUACUAUAUAUAUUGAUUAUUAGAAAUUAAAAUAAUGCCAAUUAAAUCAUUCACAUUUUGUCCAGUUGUUGUGAUGUCACUAAGCUAAUUAUUAUCCGUCCAUAGAGCUUUUUAUAGUUUUAUUUAAUUAUAUAUUUAAUAUAUUUGUUAUUAUUUCAUCUAGAAAAAUAGUAAUAAUUACUUAUCAGCUUUUUUUUUAUUUUUAUUUUAUGUAUUAAUGAGUUAUUAAGAGAUAAAAGUUACGAUACUAGGUACUAAUUAAUAUUUUUAUUAUUAUACAGUUGAUUUAAAAAAAAAAAGUUAUUUUUCAUAAUCUAUGCAGGAAAUAGUAAAAUUAACUGGCCAAGAAUGAAACAGUUUGAAUGUAGGCCGGUUAAAGUUGCCUGAGCCGAAGUCGAGUGCUGCCAUCACCUGAACCUGCAUUCUUGCUCCAUUUUGUGUCGCCCCUUUUAUUUUUCAUUACAUUCACAGGGAACUUUAAAUUUCAAUGUUUGAAACUAAUCCCGUUACUUUAAUGGACUCUCGAAUUCACUGUAGUAAUUUUCCUAUGAAAUUUUUUCUCACGCCCUCUUCUGAAUUUAAUUAUAAGUAAAAUUUUAAAUUAAAUGGCUGCCUAGUUUUUUUCUAUUGCAAAAUUUUAUUCGUUUGUACUAUAAAGUAAUUGUUAUUAUAGAUUUAAAAUUUACGGUCAAAUAUCGCAAUGUUACCGUAAAAUACUGCAGGAUUACCGCAAAUUUGUGGUUAAUUACCACACCUUAACCGCAAAAUACCGUAAUUUGUCGUAAAAUUCCGAAAUUUGCCAUAAAAUACUGUAAUUUUUACAUUUUGUAAUUCGCGCAAUUUUGCUAAUAUUUGAAACUGUCAUUCUUCUACUAUUCUGUUUUUCGUGGGGCUAAACAAACAUCAAAAGAUCAAGCUUGAAUGCAGAUGUUAUGAAAUAUAUAAUAUUGGAGGUUAUAACAUGGGAACAGCAUAACAAUAACUGCCAUUUUCUUUUAAAUAACCUCACUUGGAGCUUUAGAAAUUUUAACACCAGGUGUCGCUGACGUUACUCCUAAUUUUGAACAUAUUUAGUAUCACAAAUGAAAUUUUUGCGUGUUGGCAGCACUAGCACUAGUCUUCAUCUAGCGUCCAUUUUUACCUAGCAUAGUACUAAUAUUUACAAUAUGAAUAACAUCUGAUUUUACAUAUAUAAUUUUUUCUUGUUUUAAAAAAAUUAAAGUAAAACUUCUGUAUAAUUAAUAAAAAUUUUGAUUAAUUAAAUUCAUUAACGAUUAAUAGAAAUAUUAAUUUAAUUAAUUAUUAAUUGUUAAUAUUAAUAUUCGUAGUUUAA